Molecule: messenger RNA, 1290 nt
Organism: Saxophila tyrrhenica
Lineage: Eukaryota; Fungi; Ascomycota; Dothideomycetes; Mycosphaerellales; Extremaceae
Exons: 1
Coding region: 1-1290 (429 amino acids)
Biological process (GO): DNA alkylation repair; DNA repair
Cellular component (GO): nucleus
Molecular function (GO): dioxygenase activity; zinc ion binding
Source: RefSeq, a predicted model, not a curated record
AUGGAACCCUCGAAUAAACGUAGAAAACUGUCGCCAGACGCAGUCAAAUCAAGCCGCUCUUCCGAUCAAGAGGACGAUUCAACCGACUUCAAGCUAGCUGUGCUUGCCUCUCUCCAUCCAGAUCGAAGCCAGGACGUUCUGCUGGACUACCUCCUGGCGUAUGAUGGAUCUGUCGAUGGUGUCUCCGCUGCACUUGCAACUUCGCUAAAGGACCAGCAAUGGAAAAAGAGAAGCGCAGCUUAUGGAGUUCAAUCUUCCCUUCCGUUUGCCACCAGCGGGUCAGUCACAACGCCAAAAUCCUUGACCCAAAAAGGGCGCACCCUCCAUCUGUAUUCUCCCGAGGACAUCGAAGCUCAUACUCCUUGCUCCGUUGUGCACAACUUCCUACCAGCCGAUGUAGCAGACGCCUUGCUCCAAGAACUGCUGCAGGAGCUACCAUCCUUCCGAAGAGACAAGUUCCAAAUGUUCGAGCGUGCAGUGGAGUCUCCCCAUACCGUCAGGCUCUACGUCGACUCCUGGGACGAAGUGAACGAGCAUAACACGCAGUACAUGUACAACGGCGGCUAUCUGAACAACAUCGGACGAACGCCUCCUGAGCUCCUGAAAGUCUCUGAUCUGGUGCGAACGACGGUCAAUGAGGAGAUCACGAGGAGAACAAACGAUUUUCGGCCGGAUGGGAAAAGGCUCAAAUUCCAGUCACCAGAGGAGUGGAAGCCGAAUGCCUCCUUCGUCAACUGUUACAGCGGAGGUCACGAGAACGUGGGUUGGCAUUCUGAUCACCUCACCUAUCUCGGCCCUCGAGCGGUGAUCGGAAGCCUGUCGCUGGGCGUCAAGAGGGAGUUCCGCGUUCGCAAAAUCGUUCCGCAAGUAGACGCAACUUCUGCGGACGAGCAAGGCCAGAUUGCCAUCCAUCUCCCGCACAACAGCCUCCUUGUGAUGCACGCGGAGAUGCAAGAGGAGUGGAAACACUCCAUAGCGCCAGCAAAGUCCAUCGAUCCGCAUCCAGUCGCCGGCAAUCGGAGGUUCAACAUCACUUAUCGCUGCUACAAGGACUACCUACAUCCGAAGUUGACGCCGCGCUGCAGGUGCAACAUGGCUGCUGUUCUCAGGUGUGUGCAGAAACGUGCCGCGACGAGAGGGAGAUACAUGUGGAUGUGCCAUGCUGGCUUCUCGGUUGGCAAGACGUCUUGUGGAUGGUUCUCGUGGGCCGAUCUGGAUGAGGAUGGAAAGCCGCCGUGGGCGGACGGGUACAAGGGCAAUGCUAAUUUGCCUGUAUCUGCUAGAGAAUAG